AUGGACUCGACGAAGAUACCCAUCACAGCGCCGCCUGGCAAGGACAUCAUCUAUGACCCUCUUCACAUCAAUGAAAAUACAACUCUCCCCCGGUCUGAGGAAUUUGAUUUGCGGAAGCCCCACGGGGGCCCCGGAAAUGAGCUUCUCGUCUGGCCCUUCCCCGGGCCACUGAGCAACAUACGAGUGUUGGAUCCUACGGCAUCUCCUAAGGAGACCUAUGCGAAGAGGCAACCAUUUGUCUUUCCUGGCGCCGAUGGAGCCUCGCAAACCUUUCACCCAAUCGCCUCAAUGCCCGCAUGCUACCCCCUCGUUUCUCGCCUCACUGUCGAGGUCGAUCACCUGAAAGAAUUUGAGUCUGUGUGCCACAGAAUCUCCGAACAGCACGAGUUCGAGCUAGACGACGACGGAAACGAGGUCAGCGAAUAUUGCAUCGACGAAGAAUGUCAAGACGACCCCUGGCGAUAUUAUCAAAAUCCGCCAAAGCUAUGUGUCGACGCCAAGCAGAGACCGUUCGUCACGUUGGGUGAGCUGGCAGUGGCCGUUCACGAAUGGCUUCAUACACUUCAUGGGGUCAGCAAUGGCCGCCAUUCAUACGGCGAGACACAAUGUUCUGGGUCGACGGGUGCGCGGCGAGUGGGUACGUGA
This is a messenger RNA of Colletotrichum siamense, 645 nucleotides long. RefSeq lists its product as uncharacterized. NCBI's taxonomy places the organism in Eukaryota, Fungi, Ascomycota, Sordariomycetes, Glomerellales, Glomerellaceae. The record is from RefSeq and is a predicted model, not a curated record. The coding region runs from base 1 to 645 and encodes 214 amino acids. The transcript has a single exon.